GACUGGAUGAGCUUGGAGGUCUUUUCCAACCUUGGUGAUUCUAUGAUUCUAUGGGGUUGUGCUGGGCCUUGGGUCCCACUUUGCCACCCCAGAUUCCAUUAAUCUUCUCCUGACGUUAAGGAUUCUACGGCUGGACACAGAGGUGAUGGGUCAACCGUUGGAAUUGAUGAUCUCAGAGGCGUUUUGCAGCCUCGAUGGUUCCAUAAUUCCGUGUUUUUAUGAUGUGGUGUGAAAAUGGAAAUAGUGGGAAAGAUUGGAGAGAAGGGGAAUGGGACGGAGUGGAAAGAGUGGGAAAUGAUUGAAAAAGAUUGGGGGGAAUGGGAAAGAAAUUGAGAAAAUGGGUCAGUGGUUGGACUUGGUGAUCUUUGAGGUCUCCAACCUCCAUGAUUCUGUAAUGCUGUGGUGUUACAAGUGGACAAAGGGACGGUGGGUCCGUGGUUGGACUCUGUGACCUCGGAGGUCUCCUCCAACCUCAGCCUCGGCGUGAUUUUAUGAACGAAUCUACGAUUCCAUCUCAGUCUCAUUCGUUUUAUGAACGAAUCUACGAUUCCGUUCUAUGAUUCCACGCGUUCAUGAAUGAACGGCGGCGGUGACGGGUUGGAUUCGAUGACCUUUGAGGUCCCCAACCUCCAUGAUUCCACAAUUCCACGAUGUUACCGAUGGGUGCAGCGGUGGUGGCUCAGUGGUUGGACUCGGUGACCUCGGAGGCCUCCUCCAAUCUCGACCAUCCCGUGAUUUUAUGAACGAAACGACGAUUCUACGGCUCCAUUCUAUGACUCCAUGAUUUUAUCAAUGGGCGGUGAUGGCCGGCGGGUCGGUGACGAGGGCUCAACCAUUGGACUUAACGACCUCGGGGGUCUUUUCCCACCUUAAUGACUUCCUGAUUCUUCGUGGUGGAUGUGGGGCGGGCUGUCAGCCAGGAGCUCGAGCAGCUCUUGUAUUCUGUCUUUUUUUUUUGGCAAAUGGGCACUUGCUGAGAUGAUGAGGGCUUCGGCCGUCCCCGCUGACCCCACGCUGUUGGGAGGAUGCAGGAAUUUCCCUCGUGGGAUCCAUUUACUGCUUCUCCUCCUCUUCCCACACACCAGCAGCACUCGAAGCGGCGGCGCCGGGUGACCCCGAAUGGCUCUUAAUGAGCACCUCGGUGAUUUCUGCUCUGCCGUCCUCAGGGUCUCGCCCUCGUUAUCAACAGCACUAAUUACCAUCUCAAAUGACGACCUGCCUGCCCUGGACGCGUGGCUGAGGGUGCGACCCGGAUGCUUCUGCAAAGAGGAUGAUGAGAGGCUGCCCGUGUUCAGCCUCACCUUUUCCCCCCUGCGUGGCACCGCUGCUCCACUUGCCUGUUUAUGCAUUUGCUCUUCACGGGGUGAUUUCUUCAAUCUGCUGCUCCUUGGAAAUAAAUUCUGGCGUCGGUGGGAAAAGGAUGGCGAGCCCAGGAGAAGUGCUGAGAUGCGACGCGGGGCUCCUUUGCCCUAAAAAUAAUGCAGAUUCCACCCGGGUUGUUUGGAAAAUGUUGGAUUUUCUUCCGGUUCCUGCAGGUCUGCCCUUCUCCUACGAUGGACAGGCUGCUCGUCUGCCUGCUGGUUGUCAGCGCGGCGGUGAAGGCCAUGCUGUGCCCCAAGCGCUGCAUGUGUCAGAACCUCUCCCCGUCCUUCACCAUCCUCUGCACCAAAACGGGGCUCCUCUUCGUGCCCCCCAGCAUCGACCGGAGGACGGCGGAGCUGCGGCUGAUGGACAACUUCAUCACCACGCUGCGGCGGAAGGAUUUUGCCAACAUGACCAACCUCAUCCACCUGACCCUGUCGAGGAACACCAUCAGUCAGAUCAUGCCUUACGCCUUCUUCGAUCUUAAGGGCCUCCACGCGUUGCACCUGGACAGCAACCGGCUGACCUACAUCAACGAGGACCAUUUCAAAGGGUUGAUUAACCUCCGCCAUUUGAUCCUGAGCAACAACCAGCUGAGCUACAUCUCCCCGAGAUCGCUGGACGACUUCAUCGAGACCAUCGAGGACCUGGAUCUGUCCUACAACAAUCUGGUCAACGUUCCUUGGGAAACGGUGGCCAAGCUCUCCAACGUCAACACGGUCAGCUUGGACCACAACCUCAUCGAGUUCGUCCCGGAGGGGAUCUUCUCCAACCUGCACAAGUUGGCCCGCUUGGACAUGACCUCCAACAAGCUGAAGAAGAUCCCUCCGGAUCCACUCUUUUCCAGGAUUCCCGUCUAUGCCAAAUCCAAAGGGUCCCCGCUGACGUCGCUGGUGCUGAGUUUUGGGGGGAACCCUCUGCACUGUAACUGCGAGUUGGUCUGGUUGAGGCGUCUCACCAGGGAGGACGAUUUGGAGACGUGCGCUUCGCCGCCGGAAUUGAUGGGGAAAUACUUCUGGUCCAUCAAAGAGGAGGAAUUUGUGUGCGAGCCCCCCAUGAUCACGCACCGCACCCCGAAGGUGGCUGUGAGCGAGGGGCAGAGCGUCUCCUUGAAGUGCAAAGCGGUGGGCGACCCCGACCCCUACGUCCGAUGGAUCGCCCCCGACGGGAAGCUGGUCUCCAACACCUCCAGGACGACGUCGUACGAAAACGGGACGUUGGAUCUGGUGGGGACUUCUUUGGGUGAUAAGGGAACGUUCACCUGCAUCGCGUCCAACGCGGCCGGGGAAUCGACGGCGCCGGUGGAGUUGGUGGUGACGCCGUACCCCAACUUGGCCAACAGCACCAACUGUGAGAAGGAGGCGGAGAACGGCCCGUCCGACAUCCUCAUCUCGGCCAAAUCGAGCUUUCCCAACGAGACAAAAGGGCCCCAGGAGAAGGCGGCGGUGGUGGUGGGGGAGCUGACGUCGUCCUCCGCGCUCAUCCAGUGGCCGUCGCAGCAGCACCUCCCCGGGAUCCGCAUGUUCCAGAUUCAGUACAACAGCUCCUCCGACGAGAUCCUCGUCUACAGGAUGAUCCCAGCUGCUAGUAAAUCCUUCUUCUUGACUGAUCUGGUUGCAGGACGUGAGUACGACCUCUGCGUCCUGGCCGUGUACGACGACGGGCUGACAUCUCUGACUGCAACCAGGGUGAUCGGCUGCGUGCAGUUCACCACCCAGGAGGAGUACAAGCAGUGCCGUUCCCUCCACGCUCAGUUCCUCGGGGGCACCAUGAUCAUCAUCAUCGGGGGCAUCAUCGUGGCGUCGGUGCUCGUCUUCAUCUUCAUCCUCCUGAUGAAGUACAAGGUGUACAACAACCACCACAAGAACAAAGCGGCCAAAGUCAGCAACGUCUGCUCGCAAACCAACGGGAGCCACGGCGGCUCGAUGGCGCGCUCCACCUCCAAGCUCACCGAGGGCUCCCACCAGGAGUGCUCAGCAUCCUCCAGCAAAGGCAAAGCUGUGUUGGACUCGGAUUGUGACAAAGUGACUCCUCCAACCCACCCCACCUUCCUAACGACCGAGGCGUUAUCCUAACGGCCCCGGGUUCGCGAGGUGCUGCUUUGGGAACAUUUUGAUGCGAGUGGUUGUAUUUUAAGCCUCACUACUAUUGUCUAUUUUUAAGAUCAGAUGGUUUCAAAGAUAUUUUUUUAAUCUGUAAACAGUUCUCGCAUUCUUAACUAUUUUCUUUCGAUGAUAUUAAAGAUGAGUGUGUGAUUUACAAGAUUUUUUUACCGGUUCUUUUAUAGCAUACACCUCCGGUAUCAAGGCAGCGGCAUCGCUCGAUUCUGACUCGGUUUGUCCGUAGUGAAAUGCACUAUUUUUUCCCUUUGGUUACAGACCAGCAGCAUUGGAUUACUCUCAGGAUCUUCAGACUUCCUCACCAAACUGCUCACACCUCCAAGGAGCGACGUGUCGCAGGAUGACUCAUUGCCAUGGGCGUGUUGGAUGCGUGCAGCUUGCAAUAGGAGUGACACGAAGUUCGGGGUUCCCUAUGGAAAAUUAUAAAAAAUUUAAAAAAAUUAAAAAAAAAAAAA
Molecule: messenger RNA, 3937 nt
Organism: Centrocercus urophasianus (Greater sage-grouse)
Lineage: Eukaryota; Metazoa; Chordata; Aves; Galliformes; Phasianidae
Product: leucine-rich repeat and fibronectin type III domain-containing protein 1-like protein
Exons: 3
Coding region: 1479-3437 (652 amino acids)
Molecular function (GO): protein binding
Source: RefSeq, a predicted model, not a curated record